AUGAAUUCAGUAGCUCAACAACUCAUCGAGAUAUGGAUUCUUUAUGCCAUGGGCAUACUCAUCAUAGCUGCACGGGUCUUUUGUCGCACAAAGCUCGUGGGCUAUAAGAACUAUGAUUGGGACGACUAUCUCGUCGUUCUUGUCGGUUUCUUUUGGACUGCUGCAGUCAUCUUCGGACGAAUCUUCAUUCACGACGCCAGCGGACGACACACCUCUGACCUAGACUUCGAGCAACGAAAGAACAUGGAUAGAAAGGAGUAUGAGAAAUGGGCGUAUGGCUCUCAAAUGUUCUUUGUUAGUCUGAUACUCAAUGUCGUCAUCCUCUGGACACUCAAGUUCAACAUGCUUUGCCUCUACAAGCGUGUUGUUCGAGGGUUAUGUACAGAACGGUUCGUCAAGCCGUUGAUGGCUCAGGUGUUGGUGUCUUUUACCGUCAUCAUCCUGACUCUGGCUCUGACCUGUCGUCCUUUCAACCAACUAUGGCAGGUUUGGCCAGAUCCUGGGCAUGUCUGUAUCAUGUUGAUCCCGAUCCCAGUUGUUCUCGGCAUUCAAGCAAAUCCUUUAAAGAGGUUCUGCCUCUGCCUGUUAUUUAGUCUGGGAUUCCUUUGCCUGUCUGCAGCAAUCCUACGAUUUAUUGUGGUACUCAAAUUGAACCAACAUGGGGGAUCUGUUAUAUGGUCUCUACGCGAGGACUGCAUAGGCAUAUUUGUCGGUCAAGCACCCAUGCUCAGGCCACUAUUCAAACGUCGCUUUUGGGUCUCUACAAACCCAGUAUCCGCAAACUCAGUCACCUGGGGGAAGAACGGCCACUUGCAACAUGUCCAGAACCAACUUGAAAGCCAUGAAGUAUAUUGGUUAGGGCGUAAGCCCAAUUCCAAGAUGCAUGGCCCACAUUCAAUCACUAGCAUUCGGUCCGUGACAGGAAGCCAAGAACAGAUCGUGCAAGGAGAUCAGGGACCUAUUGCAACACCAGAGCCUCGGUAUGAUCGUUCGAGCGGCAUUGUAGUUGAGAGGCGAGUCGAUAUUGAGGUAGCUGGAGCUGGGGGAACAUAUACAGUCUUUGCACAAAAGACAGCGGUAGUGAUAGGGCAGAGACAAAUGUAG
Molecule: messenger RNA, 1104 nt
Organism: Fusarium pseudograminearum CS3096
Lineage: Eukaryota; Fungi; Ascomycota; Sordariomycetes; Hypocreales; Nectriaceae
Exons: 5
Coding region: 1-1104 (367 amino acids)
Source: RefSeq, a predicted model, not a curated record